GUGAAAACGCCCAGAACCCCUGCCACGCCUCCGUCGGCUUUAAAGUGCGUCAGCAGCGGCCGUGCCAGCUGAGUCUGGCCGGGAUCGGAGCGGCGGCGGCGUCCGGAGCCCGGCGAGGCGGCGGCGGAGGUCGGAGGCGGCUCCAGCCCAGGGUGCCAUCACCGCGGGUGUAAAGCUGCUCCCGAAGCGAUCUCCGAGAGGCUUUGUCAGCACUCCUGAUGGGUCGGGAGGAAGGUGCUGUUUGUUCCCAUCAGAGAGAUUCCAGCUGUGACCUGGAGGAGAGUGAAUUCUGCUCGACUCAUGGAGUUGUGAAGGAGCGCCUGCAUCCCCAGGAGGAACUAGCAGCCAAGAUUACACACUUGCCUGGAGCACAAGAAGCCACUUGGUAUAAGCACAGGAAUGCUACUUGUGAGUGUGCAGGGAGUGAAGAUGUGGAAAAUGGAUUCUGCACCAGUGGGGGGAGUGUGAGGGUGCCCCUGGAUCCCCAGGGCACAUCAGCAACCGGCAAUGAACACAAAAGGAAAAUAUUCAGAAGAUUCCAGGGUAAAUGGUUCAGCUCCCAUCCCGUGCUCGUGGCGCUGCUGAUUCUGCUGCUCCUGGUGCUGGUGCUGGCUUUGGGGGUGGCCUUGGCUGUGCAGUCAGCACCACAGGUUCCAGUUACGCCUGCGACUCCGCAGUGCUGUCCUCAUGGCUGGGUUGGGUACAAUGGGGUCUGCUACUACUUGUCAAGUGAUUACAGCACCUGGGAGCAGGGUCAGGAACGGUGCUCCGAGCUCGGGGCCUCCCUGGCCAUUCUCAAGGAUGAGGCCAUGGAUUUGCUCUUCCGCCUCCGCGGGAACGUCGAUUACUGGCUCGGGCUGCGCAGACGGGGCGAGCGCCUGCACUGGGGGGACGGCAGCAGCUACAGCUCCUGGGUUCCUGUCCUGGGCAAUUCCGAGUGUGUGUACCUGGCUGACGAUAAAUUCAGGAGUGAGAUGUGCUCAAAUGAGCGGCCGUAUGUCUGCAGCAAGGCCCAAGCUGCCCUGUAACAGGGACUGGAGAAAGGACCUUGUCCACACUGGGCAGUGCCAGCGUCGUCUGUAAGCCCGGCACAGGGCUGUCCUUUCUCAGCUGUACCUGUGUUCAUACCGAAAUGCAAAAGCCAUUAACAGUAUAAGUUAUUUAUAACAUUAUGUAUCGAGCUCCUUUGGGAAAUCCAAAUCGUCCUGGGCUCUGGAAUUCAUCACAAACUGGUCUGCACAUGACACAUCUGGACUGCCUUUGGAAGAGGAAGAAAAGCAGCUGACACGUGCUGAGGAGGAAUCCCACUUGUGGCAUCAGGCUUUGAAGAAGCCAGACUGUGAAGAAGGAUCUGUCAGCUGCUGGCUCUCUCUCUCUGCUUUGGAGGAGGAUGGUCAGAGCUGCUGCUUGGGGAAGGAAUUUGCUGCCACAGCCAUAACCAAGCCAAGAGCUGCUUCCUCUGCUGUGGAAUGAGCCGCUGUGCCCGGAACUGCAUGCGAGGGGAAAGUGCCCGUGGCUGAGCGGGACCGGGGCUGGGUUUGUGUCUGCUCGGGGCAGGGCUGCGCUGCAGGGGUUUGUGUGCCUGGGACAGAGCAGUAAAGAGCUGCUGUUCUAUUCUCAUAGCUGUGUCUGAGAGACCCUUCACUUCUAAAUUAUAAUAAUUCUGAGCACGGGGGUUUACAUUUUCCACUGCAAGGGAGGCUCCUGCCUUUCUAACCAAAACACUCCCAUGCCCCUGUGCCACUGUGUUGGGAGGAGGGAAGGAGGGAAUCGGGGCUAAAGAGAAGCCCAGGAAGGAGAGUUCAGAAGGUGCAUUUUUAGGAUUUUGGGUACUUCUCAUUCCCUUGCUCAGAUUUGUUUGAUAAUAAAUUCAAUUAAUUUCCCCAGUUCAGGCCUCAUUCCCCAGUUACGCCCAUGCUGGGUGAGAGAUCUCUUGCUGCCUUUAUUGAGACCUUCGAGCCUUUCCUGCUGUGUUCUGUAGCCUGUCCAGGGGCAGGAGGAGAGGCACAGAGCGCUUUUGCUGUCCCUGGGCACCUGGCCUGGCCCAGCCCAGCCCAAGAGUCCCUGCCAGAAUUCACUGCACCAUUUCCCAGCCCCACGGUGGCUCUGGCUCCAUGGGCAGGUGGCUCUAGAUGGGACGGAGGGAGAGGAGGCAGCUGGAGCCAGUGGGGGAAAUGUCUUUGCUGUGAGCUGGCAGGGAGAGGAGGAGGAGGAGGGAGAAAGUGGUGCAAAGUAAAGGCGAGAGAAAGAGGGACAAGGCUGGAGCGGUGGAAGGCAGCGGGGAUGGCCAUGGGGCAGGUGGGCAUUUUGCUUUCCAGCUCUGUGGGAGGAAACCGAGAGCUGUCAAAUCCAUGCAGGAAAAGAGGGGAGCAAUAGCAGGUGGUGGAAAUGGCUGGCAAUUGGGAUUCAUUUUAUCUGCCUGAACUGCAGAGGCUGACAUACCCCAAGCACCGGCAGUGUUGUGAUGUGUCCUGCCCUGCCCCUGGCCUGGCUGCAGCCGCCUGCUGAGACAGGCCCUUGUCUCUAAAGGAGCUGCACCGAGGGAUGGUGAGGUGCUGCUGGAAUAAGAUUGAGAGAAUAAAAUAAACAGAAUAAAA
Vidua chalybeata is the source of this 2597-nucleotide messenger RNA. Its product is annotated as C-type lectin domain family 2 member B-like. Bases 219 to 1028 code for a protein of 269 amino acids. The transcript has 6 exons. Lineage: Eukaryota; Metazoa; Chordata; Aves; Passeriformes; Viduidae. The record is from RefSeq and is a predicted model, not a curated record.